Molecule: messenger RNA, 708 nt
Organism: Mucor velutinosus
Lineage: Eukaryota; Fungi; Mucoromycota; Mucoromycetes; Mucorales; Mucoraceae
Gene: XDJ1
Product: DnaJ-like protein xdj1
Exons: 7
Coding region: 1-708 (235 amino acids)
Biological process (GO): protein deubiquitination; ubiquitin-dependent protein catabolic process
Cellular component (GO): cytoplasm
Molecular function (GO): cysteine-type deubiquitinase activity
Source: RefSeq, a predicted model, not a curated record
AUGAGCAUUUCAAACGACACCAAAAAGCAACAACUUCGAUGGAUCCCCCUUGAGUCCAAUCCUGAGAUAUUAAACAAGAUGAUUCAUAAUCAUGGCGUUGAUUGCAAAUGGGGGUUUAUAGACAUUUAUGGAUUUGACGAUGAUGCAUUGGCUGUGAUCCCACGACCUGCCACAGCCAUCAUCUUCUUGUUCCCAGGAAGUCCAGCAUAUGAUGAAUUCCGGGCAAAAGAUGAAGCACGUCUUGCGUUGAACAAGCAAGCCAUCAGUGACAAUGUCAUUCAUUUCAAACAAACAAUCGAAAAUGCAUGUGGUAUGAUUGCACUGUUGCAUAGCUUGUCAAAUAAUCGCCAGAUCAACGGCGAUGGAUUGUUUAAACGUAUCUUUGAUGCAACUCGCGAAAUGACAUAUGAUAAACGUGGUGAAUAUUUGGAGUCUUGCUCCGAAUUGGCAAACCUUCAUCAUGAAAGCGCUUGCUCUGGUCAGAGUUAUACUCCAGAUAUUGCUGAUCCUUGCUCAAAUCACUACAUUAGCUUUGUAGAAGUAGAUGGAGAAGUUUAUGAAUUGGAUGGUGGUAGACCGCUUCCUGUGAAUCACGGAAAGUGUAAUGAUUUUAUACAGGACACUGCCAAAAUCAUGCAAUCAUUCAUCGAAAGGGACCCAGAAUUCAAUGAAUAUAGCGCAAUUGCACUUGCUAAAUUGAAGGAAUAG